AUGGCCAAAGCCGACGUGCGAAAGGACUAUUAUGCAGACCUGGGGCUCGCCCCCAGUGCGGAAGGAGAUGAUAUCAAAAAGCAGUUCAGGAAGCUAGCGCUCAAAUACCACCCUGACAAGAACCCCGGGAAGGAGGCAGAGUUCAAUGCCAAAUUCCAAGCCAUCAAAACCGCUCACGAUCUUCUGAGUGACCCUCAUCAACGUCUUAAGUACGAUACAGACCGAUUGCGCGCUGGUUAUGGAAAGGUCUCCGGGCCUCCAAAGACAAAUACCUCGCGGAGAGCACAGCCUCAGCCAACUGCCUUCAGACCUACUCCUCCACGGCCUCAAUACAACACGUCACAUUUUACGAAACCACCUCCCGCGUCAAAUGGACCGUCCGCAGGCGCCAAACGGUACGAAGCACAUGCCCGCGCGGGGCCACAAUCAUGGCACAAGCCACAGGAUGAGGGUCAGACGAGAGCAGAUGCCUUCAAAGGUUUCUCAGGAAUGAGGGGCGCCGCUGGCUGGCGAGGAUUCGACCCGAAUACGGGAGUUACCGAACGCAGAAUCCUUCCUCGACCCCCCCAUUCACCCAAGAAGAGGAACGGAUAUGCCCCUGGGGCCUCCGGAGAUGACGAGCCCAUGGCCCGAAAUACCUCAGCGUAUACCAGCUCCAGCCGGCCAAGCAGCAUGUACUUCGAUUCUCCUCCACGAGCGCCCACGGCAAAGAAACCAGUGGCUCCCGAUCUACCACCGUUCCAACCAGAAUAUGAACGUGCCAGUAGCCGCUACGCGACGGCAGGUGGCGAGAAGACAUUCUUUACAAGCUCCGGGCUUGGACGUUCGUCAACUGUACGCACUCCAUCCGGAGGCUACCGAACCUCCAGUGCACGCACAAACCCACCCAGCCCAACACCGAGUCAACACGGGCGUCACCGUAGUGUCAGCCCGAAGAGCGGGCGCAAUCGGGCAUAUUCAGUCUCCGAAACUUCCAGCGACCUAGACGAUGACGAAGAGGAUAUUCCCGAACCUCAGCCCAAACCGAAGGCCGUACCCAAGAGUCGAAUGCGCCAUCGUCAGAAGUUCCCUGAUCUCUACGGCAAUGAGUCGAGCUCCAGCACUGGUGAGGACCCUCGUGCCCGACAAGGCCAAAAAUACUUCAGGCUGUCGCCGUCUCCGGAAGGAUUCCGGAAAUACCGAAGAAACUCAGGAUACCAGGAUGGAAAUGCUGACUUAUACCGUGACAAAGGACAUAAUUCCGACAGUGCAGCUUUCCCUAAGAACCAGCAAGGACUAUUCAGUAACCCUGCUUCACGGUAUGAUGCUCUUCUUCCCCACUCUCUAAGGAAGUCAAACUUACCAUUCUCCCCAAUUCACAGCCCCGAUUCAGUCCAAAGCAAGCCAACCUCCCAGCCAACUUUUGGACGGGACAGUCCCAGCAAUUUGCACAAGAAGUUUUCUGAGGAGGACUGGAGAGAACAUAUAGACAAGUUCGAUUUUCUUGGUGCCCAUGCUACGAGCAAAGACGCAUUCCGGUCAUCACCUAAGAGCAGUGCGGACAGGGAGAAAACAGCAAAGCUGUACCGUGACUUUAAGUCAUGGAAGGCAGAAAACUUUUCACAUCCCAAAUUUGCAAACAUGUCAAUAAAUGACCCGACGCAAACCCCAGAAGCAAAUCCAUCACGUACCUCGCCUGGCUCGCAAAGCCAGAGCAGGGCAACAAAUUCCACUGGCUCAUUUGCACCCACGACAGGGACUGGGCCUCAACCACAGCCCCAACCGCAACAGGCGCCGACACCAUUUGCACAAGCGAAGUUCUCAGCCGAUGAGUGGAGCGAACAGCUACAGAAUCUAUCUUGGAAUGUAUCGGAUGCUCACAAAUCCCGACAAGGAAACACUCCACCUUUGCGGAGCCCCAAGAAGCCAGCCAGAGACAAUCAAUGGUGGUACUCCCUUGGGGUCAACACAACUCCCCGAGCCGAGGUCGAGCCUGAGGCCAUGGAUCUUGAUGAUGAAGUGCCCCCAAUUCAUCCAACUGCAUCAUCCGCCUCGGGGCAUGGUUCUGCUAGUGGGUCGGCAAACGCAAGCUAUCCGGAUCUAAAUGGAAACGCCACAGGAAAUGCUUCAACGGCAUCGAAGGAAACCGCAAUACCUCACACAGUAAAUGGCGCGUCCAAGGCAGAGACUCGCACGCCUCUGUUCAAUCUGGAUAAUCUCCGCAACACGGCGCCAUUUACUAGCACCAACAGCGGUGGUAUCGAAAACCUGGAAGAUGUUUUUGCCACCUUGCCAUUCGAGUCAAAAGCAAGACAGCAGACAACCACGAAAGAAGACAUUCGGCCUCGAACUCUCGAUUUGCCCAACCCGCCAAAGCGACCCCGUGCACCUGAGCUCAUCCCCCUUCAACCGGGCUCGCAACAACUCGUGCUCUCUCGCGAUAAAUGGAAUUAUUACGUGUCUACUAUGGGCAGCUAUAUGCACGACUGGAAUAUUUUCAGUCGACGCAUGCUGCUGCAUUUCAAUACCCGACAAGAUGCCAUUGAAACAGGUCUCGCUCCGGGCUGGAUAAGUGCCGUGGGCGACACAGCACGUCUGCGAAUGAAUGGUGCGGAUGGAGAUGCAACCCCGGAAAAGAGCCGCAGUCAUACGGAAAUUGACGAGGCGGAUAUCGAUGACCUGGUCCCGGAUCGUCGAACUGGUGGGUACAGUGCGUACCUGCGAGGCAUUGAAGAGGAUGUCCAGAUCUGGGGCGACUUCGGGAGUGGAUUCGCAGAGGAGGAAAAGUGA
This is a messenger RNA of Penicillium manginii, 2769 nucleotides long. RefSeq lists its product as uncharacterized. The transcript is spliced from 5 exons. Bases 1 to 2769 code for a protein of 922 amino acids. Lineage: Eukaryota; Fungi; Ascomycota; Eurotiomycetes; Eurotiales; Aspergillaceae. The record is from RefSeq and is a predicted model, not a curated record.